AUGUUUUCACCAGAGGCUUCUUCGCUCGCGAGCAUACGGAGCGCGCGCACACGGCGGCGCCAGCGCAACGACUCGGACGGAUCUCAGCAACAACAACGAAGCCGCAAGCGAAGCAAACUCAACAACGAGACGUUCAAGGACCCGGCCGGUGCCAACGGAAAUGGCAGUGCCCUGAUGAAUGGUCACGCUGUGCAGAGCGUAGGCGACUCAGCCGUCCUGGUGGAUAUGCCUCUAGUUGUUCGCGAGAAGAAGACAGCGCCAAAGCGCGCGCUCAAAGAGGACACCGGCACAUACCUUACCAAGAACGCAAACUACAGCGUCAAGAAACUGCCCGGGUUCCCGUCAGCGCUCCUCCGCCCGUCGACCCCGAUAUAUGCAACCGCCCUCCCGUCCGCCGGCCUCGCACUUGCCCUGACCUCAGAUCGCGCCCUUGUCUGGGACUACAGCGCCCCCAACGGCCCCACAAAGGUCGUCUCUCUAAACCUGAACUUCGGCCUACGCCAAGGUGAACCUCUUCCACUGGGCGCAAUCGUUCGUAACGGUCCCACCAACGACUACGGUAUCGUUGCGCUCGCACCUUCGACAGGCAAGAUUAGCUUCUGGGAGAACAUCGACAGCGCAGACGCCCGAAGCCUAUACCCCCAGCGCCAGCAGGGAGUAGAGGGAUUUGUCAAGUUGUACUCCGGAGAAACCAUAACUGGUCUGGUCGAUGUGGAGCACGCAGGCUAUGUCCUGGUCUUCAGCAGUGGUAGACUCGCCCAGCUGACCUUACGCGAUUCCCAGGGUAGACCAAGCAUUGCGACAACAGUCUUGAGCGCACCAAAUGGCUCGGGAGGCAGCUUCUUCAGCUUCAAAGGCCUUCUCGGAGGAUCGAUCCGGAAGACUAUCGCCUCAGUCAAGGCGCGGACAUCGCAGUCCAAGGGCCAUAUGGAGGUCAUCUCGGCGACACGAAACGGCCUCUUUCAGACCUGGGACUUGAGCUGGUCAGGACAAAACAACCACCAACGAGACGUAGACGUACACGAGGCGAUCCUUUCGGCAGUUCAAGCAGACACCGUCCCAGAAGUACGGAACCAGCAGGACGUGCAAGUGCUGGAUUUCGCCAUUAUGGACCAGCAACAGGGCCAGGACGCUGUGAAUCUUUUGGUUCUGGUGGCGCUGUCUGGCCGGGAUUCGUUGGAAUACUUCCUUGUUGAGGUGGAUCUGUCAAGGACUGCUGGUACGAUCAGCAGGGCGAUACCAGUCCGCAACUUUCACCAGAACCAGUUACCGAAGGAGCCUACCGGAACGCUUCUUCUGCCACAGCCCGGACACACAGCCUAUGUCCAGUUUCCAGGAGCAGUGUUCAUCGCAUCCCUCGCUCAGCCAGAGGAAAGCCCUGAAGCACAGCUGCUUGCAGAUUCAGGACGUUCUAGUCUGCCCUUCCAGGAUACCGUUUACUUCCGGCCAGAAGUGACACUCGCGGGCAACGCAUUGGAGACCUCAUUACGAAAGGACAGAAAAUCGACAGCCCUAAUCUUUGUCCAACAAUUCGGUCUUUUACAAAUCGGCGCAUUGCCCCCCACGACAGACGAUCAGGAUAGGGAGUGUGUGAAGGUUACCGCACGCAGCAAACUCGAGCAAGCCACCUUCUUCAGCACGAUACCCGCAAACAUCAUAGACUUUUCUGUCAAGUCACGAUUCUCAUUCGCGGAAGAGGAGACUGCCGAAGCUGCUCUUACAAUCAGCGCUGGUAUCUUAAGCUCAGCGUACGACUAUCUCGAGAAGGGUGUUUCUAACUUGGACGACCAAUUCCAGCAACGUUUGUUUGCUCUCCGAACCCUGAUCUCUCAGCUACAAACCGAAUAUCCUCCCGUGGAUUUUCAGACAAGGUGGCGGCUCUUGUGGCAUGCAGAGAAGCUCGCAGCUUCACACAAACUUUGGCUCUGGUACCAGGAUAAGCUGCAUGACCAACAAGCUCAUCCGGAUGCUUUUCCCGAGAAGAUUUUGAUGGGCGAUAUUGUCAGAGCUCUGAAUGAACGCUAUAAGACUGCCAUUGAUUCCGAGCUCGGCGAAAACGACACGAUUAGACAAUUCUUCGUCAAGGACGUUGACAGUCUCCACACACUAAUACCCUGGGGCUGGUUCUACCUGCGGACGUUCUAUAUGAAGGAGGGCCUAAAGCAAACCCCGUCUAUCAUGCAGAGGCUCAGUGAGGGCACUGAUGUCAUGCUUGUCACUCUGGAAACAGCGUUCGAAUUCCGGCAAGCAAACGUAGAGGUAUAUGGUCUCGACCCCGAUUGUCUGGACGACGGCAUCCUGAAGUCGGCACAUGGCUAUGACAUGCUACCUCAGUUCUGGACUUCAUCUCACAACAUUGUCAGCUCUAUCCGUAGCCUUAUCGACGUUGGCCGCAACCUUGCUGUGGACAACUAUGAGGAAGGCGACCAAGAGAUCCUGGCGCAGAAGAUCGGCAAGGAUAACCCUCGUUUGGUGAAGCUAGGAUGUCAGACUCACAUCGAACGGUUCCAGUGGGCUCUUGCACAAAGCGAUGAAAAGACCCGAGCCAUGGGGCGUAGUCUCAAGGACGAGUGGAACAACAACGUCCGGCCGUCUCACAUCAUGGGUCUGAUGGAGAUUGGACUACCCACCGAAGGAAUGGAGCUGGCUGAGCAGUACCGUGACAUGUCCACACUUGUCAAUCUGAUCUGGGAAGAGUCGAACUGGUUAGAGACGGAGAAAGCCAACACUCGCAGCAAGAUGGAGCAGGCCGAAAGCACAGUCAAGCUGAACCGGAUAAAAGAGCGUAUUGCACGCUACUUUGACGUCUAUGGCGACGAAUGGGCUGGAGCGUUCUACUCAAAGUACAUCAACGAGAACCAAGCAGGGCAGCUUUUCAUGAAGGAGUAUCUCAACCAGCCGGCACUCACCAAGUUCUUGCGAGCUGAGCCAUCGCGUGCCCGGCUCGGAUGGAUCAAUGAAGUCUGUGGUGAGAAGGAUUACGAGGCUGCUGCUGAACUUCUUUUCGAGGCUGGCUCAAAACAGGAAACCAAUGCGUGGUGUCAGCGCGUUGAGCUCUCCAUGGCCAAGCUCGCUCUGCUCUGCAAGCAGGAAGCAAAGCAUGGCGAUGACCAGCCGGUGGUUGAUCCGCGCAGAGAGAAGCCUAAGGCAUUGAAGAUGCGUGAAGCCAUGUACCACAGCAUCGAUCAACAACUGGAGUACACAAAGAUACAGGAGGAGGUCUAUGAGCGGCUACUACCCAUCAUCACCGGAGCUCUGGACGAGGACUCUGCGGUGGAACUCCUCAUGGCUGAGUUUGGUCAGGGCCGUCUGAGGGAUCGACCAGCACACCAAGCGAUUCUAAAGGAGGGCUUUGAGAACCUGGUCCACCACAAGGUCAUCGAUCCUGCCCUCAUGAUUGACAUACUCACUCUCAUGAACGCAGAUGACAGCGAAGAAGGCGUUACUUUGCUCGGAAACGAUGAGUUCAUCUAUGCUUUCAGGGUCCUGCUUGUCAACUGGAACAACAUCCACCGGACGACUCGUGAUGGCCUACUGAAGCUUUUCUGGAAGCGACUGUGUAUCAAAGACAACUGGGCAGCGAUCAACACCACCAAGGAAGUUACUGAUGCUGCGAUAAACGAUGUGUUGCAAGAUACAACCAUGGCAUGGACAUUCCGGACCUUGAGCGGCAUGUGCAUCAACAACCCUUUCGUCAGGACGCUAUGGCCGAAGAACCUUCGCGAUCUUCUAGGCGCAGGAGGAACACAUGGAGAACUCUGUGUUCGCUUUGCCGCCGAAGAUCUUCGCAACCCGAUCAUCAAGGACAAUCUCCUGGACGACGACAUCCUUCGCGAGCAGGUCAACAAGAACAGGCUCACGGAUUGGUUCAAGGCAGCUUGGACAGCGGGCAAGACGAUGUACGCACGCGAGCUGAAGCAGCAGGGCAAGCCCACUCCUCAAGACGUGGCUGCAGCCCCUCAAAUUGCGGAGGAAGAUGCGGAGGACGAGGCGGACCAGGAAGCUGCUGGGUCCGAGACGUUUGAUGGUGACGAUGAGAGCGCACAGCAGGAGCAAGACGUGGUGAUGCAGGAUUCAUGA
This is a messenger RNA of Alternaria postmessia, 4080 nucleotides long. RefSeq lists its product as uncharacterized. NCBI's taxonomy places the organism in Eukaryota, Fungi, Ascomycota, Dothideomycetes, Pleosporales, Pleosporaceae. The transcript has 4 exons. The record is from RefSeq and is a predicted model, not a curated record. Gene Ontology annotation, molecular function: protein binding; structural constituent of nuclear pore. Gene Ontology annotation, biological process: transcription-dependent tethering of RNA polymerase II gene DNA at nuclear periphery; protein import into nucleus; poly(A)+ mRNA export from nucleus. Gene Ontology annotation, cellular component: nuclear pore outer ring. The coding region runs from base 1 to 4080 and encodes 1359 amino acids.